Messenger RNA from Ilex paraguariensis (yerba mate), 483 nucleotides. Lineage: Eukaryota; Viridiplantae; Streptophyta; Magnoliopsida; Aquifoliales; Aquifoliaceae. The record is from the annotation of a GenBank genome assembly.
AUGUGGAGAUUGAAGAUCGCAGAAGGGGGUAAUGACCCUUAUUUGUACAGCACCAACAACUACAUAGGUCGGCAGAUAUGGGAGUUCGACCCAAACUAUGGCACCCCUGAAGAGCGAGCCGAGGUUGAAGAGGCUCGUCUUCAAUUCUGGAACAAUCGUUACCAGGUCAAACCUAGCAGUGAUCUCCUUUGGCGAAUGCAGUUCCUUAGAGAGAAGAAUUUCAAACAAACUAUUCCACAAGUGAAGGUUGAAGAUGGUGAGGAAAUUACUUAUGAAAUAGCCACAUCCACGCUGAGGAGGGCUGUCCACUUCUUUGCAGCCUUACAAGCCAGUGACGGUCAUUGGCCAGCCGAAAAUGCUGGCCCCUUGUUCUUCCUACCACCAUUGGUGAGUGAGUCUUCUCUCAAUUGUCAUGCUGUGUUGUACUUGUCGAUUUCAUUUCUCAUUUUAUCACCAUUGCAGAAUAACAGACACAUACAUUGA